Molecule: messenger RNA, 1500 nt
Organism: Cuscuta europaea
Lineage: Eukaryota; Viridiplantae; Streptophyta; Magnoliopsida; Solanales; Convolvulaceae
Source: the annotation of a GenBank genome assembly
GGUACAAAGAGCUCAACCAUCGCAUACAUAUAUUCCGCCUCUCGCCUUUCAUUAGCUCCUCCUCCUCUUCUCUCUUCAGAUCUCUUCAUCUACAAGGGUAUAUAUAUAUCUAUGCACGUAUAUAAAUCUACCAAUACUUACAUGUCGGUACAUAUAUAUGCAUAAAUCAUCUAUAAAACUGUUGCUUUUCAAAUCUUUGGCGCCCAAUCGUUGAUUUUCACCGUUUUUUCCUAUAAAUUCAAGGGGAUUCAAUCUGAUUCAUCAAUAUGUAUUUUAUGCCUGUUUCUUUAAAUCGGAUACAUGUUUCCUGCGAUCUGACUACCCGCAGUUAAUAUUAUCAAGCAGGGUUGGAUUUCUCUGUAGUUGAAUCCUGCCUUCUCAAAUUGGUGCCGGAACCCUAGCUCAAUCAUUGGGUUUCAGAUUUCGUCUAAUCUAUUGAAAUUUGUUUCUUUCAAUUAAAACCCCCUCAAUAAGACAAGACCUUCCCCCGUUCAAUGGCGGCUAAUCAGGACGUCAUGGAAGGGAGCACACCAGUGGAUCUUUCCAAGCACCCGUCUGGAAUUGUGCCAACCCUCCAGAAUAUUGUGUCAACUGUCAACUUGGACUGUAAAUUGGAUCUUAAAGCCAUUGCACUGCAAGCUCGCAAUGCUGAAUAUAACCCCAAGCGUUUUGCUGCAGUUAUUAUGAGGAUAAGGGAUCCAAAAACUACAGCUUUAAUAUUUGCUUCUGGAAAGAUGGUUUGCACUGGAGCAAAGAGCGAGGAACAAUCAAGGCUUGCAGCUAGGAAGUAUGCUCGCAUCAUCCAGAAGCUUGGAUUUCCCGCUAAAUUUAAGGAUUUUAAGAUUCAGAAUAUUGUUGGCUCAUGUGAUGUGAAAUUUCCCAUAAGACUUGAGGGAUUAGCAUAUUCCCAUGGUGCCUUUUCAAGUUAUGAACCGGAACUUUUUCCAGGUUUAAUUUACCGGAUGAAGCAACCGAAGAUUGUGCUUCUCAUUUUUGUGUCUGGAAAAAUUGUCCUGACAGGAGCAAAGGUGCGGGAAGAGACAUACACUGCUUUUGAGAACAUAUAUCCUGUCCUUACAGAGUUCAGAAAGAAUCAGCAAUGAUACUUUAGGGUUAUCAUAAGUAUAUUGCAACUCUGGGAGCAUGGGAAGUGAUCGGUGGUGCUUAUCAUGCAUGCUGAUUUUUGUAUCUGAAAACAUGUCUCAAAUGAUGUAGACUAAGAGGGUCUUGUAGUUAUGGGUAUUUCAGUUCCCAUAUGACUCAGUCUGGACAUGAAUGGAAUCUUUAUAAUGUUCAGAGUUAUAAAAUGUGAAUGUUGUGUAUGCGGUGAUGUCUAUUAGCAGUUUGGUUUUUCUGAUCCUGGGAUUAUGCUGCUAAGACAACCAACAACUGUCAGUCAUACGCAGCCCACUUUUGGAUUCUACGACUUCUUCCUGUAUUGUUUGUUUAUUUUUGGGAAAUUGCCCUAAAUAAAAGUAAACAUGUUUGCGUAUUACAAAA